Messenger RNA from Numida meleagris (helmeted guineafowl), 672 nucleotides. RefSeq names its product beta-1,4 N-acetylgalactosaminyltransferase 1-like. Gene Ontology annotation, biological process: ganglioside biosynthetic process. The annotation marks the transcript as partial. The transcript has 4 exons. The record is from RefSeq and is a predicted model, not a curated record. NCBI's taxonomy places the organism in Eukaryota, Metazoa, Chordata, Aves, Galliformes, Numididae.
AUGACCCAGCACCACGGUGACAUGGCCAAAUGGUGCCACGGUGCCAUGGUGCCACAGCGACGCGAUGAUACGGUGCCGUGGUGCCGUGAUGACGCACGGCUGCUGCCCGGGAACGCGUGCUCGUGCGAGGCGGAGCCGGGGCUGCCGCUGCCGCUGUUUGGGCAGAGCCACAGCGUGGAUUUCGGCAGCGCCUUCAGCCCCGAGGAGCUGCCCCAUGUGCAGCGGCUGCGGGAGCACGAGUACCGGCGGCACCGCCUGCGACGCGGUGCGCAGGGCUGGUUCGCGGGGCGGAACCUGGCCAUCUCGCAGGUGAGCACCAAGUACGUGCUGUGGGUGGACGACGACUUCAUCUUCACGGCGCGCACGCGGCUGGAGAAGCUGGUGGACGUCCUGGAGCGCACCAGCCUGGACCUGGUGGGCGGCGCGGUGCGGGAGAUCACGGGUUACACCACGACGUACCGGCAGCGGCUGAGCGUGCGGGCGGGGGGCGCGGGGGGGGACUGCCUGUGGACGCGCCCCGGGUUCCACCACCACCUCUCGGGGUUCCCCGGCUGCGUCGUCACCGACGGCGUCGUCAACUUCUUCCUGGCGCGCACCGACAAAGUGCGGCAGGUCGGCUUCGACCCCCGGCUGCGGCGCGUCGCCCACCUCGGUGAGUGGGGGGCGGGGGGG